This is a messenger RNA of Sus scrofa (pig), 1862 nucleotides long. RefSeq names its product H2B clustered histone 15 (gene H2BC15). Gene Ontology annotation, cellular component: nucleosome. Gene Ontology annotation, molecular function: DNA binding; protein heterodimerization activity; structural constituent of chromatin. NCBI's taxonomy places the organism in Eukaryota, Metazoa, Chordata, Mammalia, Artiodactyla, Suidae. The record is from RefSeq and is a predicted model, not a curated record.
UGUAUAAGAAGCUGAGAACGGAGCAGACGGUCUCAUUCUCUUUCCUUUUACCUUUGGGUUGUUCGCAGAUUGAUUCCUGACUAUGCCUGAGCCCUCCAAGUCCGCUCCGGCCCCAAAGAAGGGCUCCAAGAAGGCGGUGACCAAGGCGCAGAAGAAGGAUGGCAAGAAGCGUAAACGCAGCCGCAAGGAGAGCUACUCGGUGUACGUGUACAAGGUGCUGAAGCAGGUCCACCCCGACACCGGCAUCUCGUCCAAGGCCAUGGGCAUCAUGAACUCCUUCGUCAACGACAUCUUUGAGCGCAUUGCCGGCGAGGCCUCGCGGCUGGCGCAUUACAACAAGCGCUCGACCAUCACGUCCCGGGAGAUCCAGACGGCCGUGCGCUGCUGCUGCCCGGGGAGCUGGCCAAGCACGCCGUGUCCGAGGGCACCAAGGCUGUCACCAAGUACACCAGCUCCAAGUGAGCCAGCCUGCAGCGGAGCGACUGAACUGUGUCCAUCACUUCUUGCAUGAGAAGGGAUCCUUCUGAAGCCACCAGAAUGAUUAACCUCAUCAGAGCCCUUUCAGUGACAUCUACAGUGGACUCUCCACUUCCGCCAUCUCGACAGUCCUCUGAUAUGUUUUUGUUGGAUCUAAAAUCUUGGCGGAGGCAAAUCCCUGAACACCAUCCUGACUUCUUAGGAUGGGAUCCUUAUCCCCUUCACCUACAUCAGUCUGUAGUUAUUGCUUCCUUCAAGCCUAGUGUUUUGGCAGUGGCCACACCAGGGAACACAGAUUUCUACAAGCCACAACCAUGACUUUAAAUAAUGUGGCAGUUGUAAUUUGAUGGAGUUAAAAAGUAUAGAAGAAUAUGUACCAUACACUUACUACUCCAGUGUUCCUCACCGCAGUCCAUUCCAUGUGGGGAAAAUGAUGGCCUGCAAUAGUCCUUUAAGGCCAUUAUCACUCCAUACCUAUUUCAUAGAUGAACAAACUGAUGCACAGAGAAGGGGAGUAGUUUGUCUAAGUAGCUAGAAGAUCAAUGACACAGUCAGUUUAUUAACUUCAUGGUAGUGGCCUUCACUGUAAAAAUGAUAGAUUUUGUGGGGUUUUAUUAUCAUCAUACUAAAUUCUUUGAAAACGAAUGGAGAUGAGCCAUCUGUAUUCGUUUUAGCAAUGGGUUUCUCUCUUUUAUUCCCGAGGACAGGAGGAAAAGUAGAAAAAAGUAAAAUGGCAAUUUUUUUUCUUGGAGAAUACUGGUCAAAUUCUCUUUGGAGGAUCAUGUAGCUCUACCCUAUACCCAUAACACAAUCAGUAACUUUUGCCUUUCCUAUUAGAAAAAAAACAUGUGUAGCAAAGUGCCUGUUGAUUAUAGCACUGAAAUUGAGAGAAACUAAAAUCUAACUUUUCCAAAAGACAAUGCUCAAAAAAUGCAAAUUUAGGAGUUCCCUGGUGGUUUAGUAGUUAAGAUUUGGCUCUUUCACCCUUGCAGCCUGGGUUUAACCUCUGGCCUGGGAACUGAAAUCCCACAUCAAGCCCCUGCAUGUUGCAGCUAAAAAAAAAAAAAAAAAUUAAAAUUAAAAAAAGAAAGAUAUAUCACAUAAUGCUUGCAGACACCCUGUAUUUCAUUUGUUAGAAAUGUGUGCCAAUUUACAUCUAAAUCAUGCUACAAGGAGCAGAGAGAAACUUGCCCACUGAAACUCUCCGUGCAGACAUGGAGUUACUGUUAUAUCUCACAUCUGACCAUGAUUUCUCCCUUGAAAGCAGUAAUGAAAUAGACAAGAAGAGGUCCCUCUCUGAAGCAGCAGCCCCACUGGGAAGACCGUUUAUGCUCACUCUCCCAAAGAGUCAGCAAUCCAGGUUUGCCCAAGUAAAAGGCUAAAAA